This is a messenger RNA of Tigriopus californicus, 780 nucleotides long. RefSeq names its product guanine nucleotide-binding protein subunit gamma-1-like. Gene Ontology annotation, biological process: G protein-coupled receptor signaling pathway. Gene Ontology annotation, cellular component: heterotrimeric G-protein complex. The record is from RefSeq and is a predicted model, not a curated record. NCBI's taxonomy places the organism in Eukaryota, Metazoa, Arthropoda, Copepoda, Harpacticoida, Harpacticidae. The coding region runs from base 465 to 746 and encodes 93 amino acids. The transcript is spliced from 3 exons. Gene Ontology annotation, molecular function: G-protein beta-subunit binding.
AUUUGUUCACGUAUAAUUAAAAAAAGGAUGUAUUUUCAUUACAGCAUCGUCAAACUAGACCCUUAUCUUGGUUACUAUGGAUUUCCAUUCCGUUUCCAGUCUCCAUGGAGACGGAAAAGAGCGAGGAAGAUGAAAAUAAUGAUGUUUGAUGUAUAAUAACUCCGAACUGAAAACUUUCAGUUCGUUUUCAGUUCGAUAUUUUUAUUGACAUUGAGAGGUUGUUAAUGAUGCAUGUUUAGGAUUGGGUUUCACAUAGAGCGAACUGAGCCCUAAAUCAUAUGUGUAAUCCAUGAUUGGAACCCCACCCCCCACCCCCAUUGCUAUUUAGAUCUAUUGGACUUGGUUAUUAGAGUUUUCAGCAUUUCAAUUCAAUGUUGCUUUCCCCUUGCCUUUUGUUGUUCCCUACUCUUUCACCAAGAGAGAAGCACGGUACCUCGAAGUAACCUUUAUCAGCGAGGAAUAACAUGUCGAACCCCAGCGACAUUCACCAGUUUCGAACUCAAACCCCUAGUUUCAUUUUAAAUUCGAAUAAGGGUAUGCUUGAGCUGUCCAAUAUGCAACAACAAGGGAUAAUAGUGGAGCAACUUCGACGAGAGGCCCUGAUGCCGCGAAUCAACGUUUCGGUCGCAGUCUUGGACUUACAGAGUUUUACUUUGUGCCAUCAAAAGGAAGACUAUCUUCUAAUGGGAUUUUCUCCUCAAACGAAUAAUCCUUUCAGGGAAAAGUCCCCCUGCGCUGUAUUGUGAAGAGAUGUUUCACCGUGUCGUUAAAGUUUAUUCC